This is a messenger RNA of Fraxinus pennsylvanica, 1911 nucleotides long. The record is from the annotation of a GenBank genome assembly. Lineage: Eukaryota; Viridiplantae; Streptophyta; Magnoliopsida; Lamiales; Oleaceae.
AUGCUCACGCAUGAUCCAGAUGGAAGGCAGCUCGAUUCAGAGCUAUUGCUUCAUCUUGUAGAGAAUGUUAUUUGUUCGACACUGUCUGAUGUUUCUGAUGCUCAAUCUGAUGCCAAUAUUAAUGUGGGAAGCAUUGAUAUGAUCGGAUCAGACGAGCCACUUGGAUGCACCAUAUACAAGAUCUCACACGAGAUACUCUACAGGUGCUUCGAGCAAGGAAAUUUGCACACAAAAACAAUGGUUUUGCUCGAAAUGGUCAGUCAUUUCAGAUGGGAUGCCAAAGUGGUCUUAGUACUAGCAGCCUUCACGACUCGCUAUGGCAUAUUUUGGCUCAUACAACAGCUACAUUUUGAUAACGUAUUAGCAUUAUCGCUUGCAAUACUUAAACGAUUCCCAAGAGACAUCAUGUUUGACCCAAAAUUUAAAGCUCUUAUUUCGUUGAUCAACUGUCUGGUGAAGGUGACAAAACUCGUAGAAAUGAUGGCAAGCCUGCCUGUGUCACAUGACCAUAAGGCAAUGGCUACUAUGAAUUCUAAUAUCUACAUGGCCACAUAUUGGAUCAUUCGAAGCAUAUUGGAGUGUACGUCUCAGAUUACAGAUCCACAAAGCGUGAGACAUGAGCAAGUGAGUUUAAAUGCAAAAAUUGUCGCAGCAUGGACACUAUAUAGUCUAGGCAACAAGUUAAACAGCUUGUGCCAUGAUCUGGAAGAACAAAUAGAUACAAGUUUGCAAGCGAAGCUGCUAACUAUUUUUAAGGAAAAGCAUACUGAUAAUCAAGAGGUGCUGCAUACAUUAUUUUCAUGUAAAGUUGAACUUCCUUUCAAGGAUCACUCCUCACAAAAGAAGGUUGACAUUUUUGAAUUGAAGAAUAAGAUAGUGAUACUCUUGAUCUCAAAGCCGGAGCUUCUCCCCCUAGACAAACUACUUUUUCUGGUGCAGCAAACAUAUGACCAUCCCAAACACAAGCAAAUUGAAGAAAACUAUGCUAUAUUAUGGGUUCCAAUUCCAUCUGCAAAUGAAUGGAGCCUUGAUGAGAAAAGAAUUUUCGAGGUUUUUUCGAGUUCUUUGCCUUGGUUCUCAGUAAGACAGCCUUGGACACUAAAUUCAGCAGUGGUGAACUUCAUCAAACAAGAAUGGAAGUUGAAAGAAGAACCUUUAAUGGUAGUUUUGGAUGUAAAUGGGAUGGUUACGAACUCAAAUGCUAUGGAUAUGGUGUGGAUUUGGGGGGCCAAAGCAUUUCCUUUUUCAAUAUCAAGGGAAAAAGAGCUUUGGGAAAAGGAGAAAUGGUCCCUUGAACUCAUGACCAAUGGCAUCAGCCCUUUAUUGACCAAUGGGGUAGAGGAAGGCCGAAAUCUUUGCAUCUUUGGAAGCGAAAACAUAGAUUGGAUUAGAGAAUUCACUGCCAAAAUGAAGAAAAUAAAAGAUGCAGGCAUUCGACUACAACUGGUAUAUGUUGGCUGCAGAAAUUCAUCCAAUCAAACUAUGCAAAACAUUUUAAACAUCAUUAAUCAAGAACAGUUAAGCAUUUCCUUAACCUCUGAAAAAAUACAUUUCUUUUGGUUCCGGCUGGAGAAUAUCAAAAGCUCAAUAAUCCAUCAAGAAAAUACAGAUAAAAUUGCAAAAGAAGUGGCAGAAUUUCUUGAUUUCGGAGAAAAUAAGGAGGGUUGGGCAGUGCUUGGGAGGGGUUCUUCAACUGAUGUAAUAAAACUUUCAGUAGAAACUGUUGCAGAAUUGGGUUUUUUGGGUGCCACGGAAGAAACCCUAAAAACUUCAUUUCCUUCUGAGCCUUGCAAUCACACUGAUUUGGUUCCAUAUGAAGAAGGAUUGAUCGAAAGAAGUGUGAAUUGUGGAGUAUGUAAACGUCCCAUGAAGAAGUUUGUUGUCUACAAAUGUGAUGUAGCUGCUGAAUAG